UCGUCGUCGCCUGCUCCUAAUGACUUUGCAUUGGCUAAAGACGGUGACACGAACGGAGAUGUACAGAUGACAGACGCGAACGCUCAGGGCGAGCAUGUUCUUGCAGCCGACUAUGACCCCAGCCAUGACCGUCGCGAAGACGAGCACAAGCGCUUCGGCGUCCCUCCUCAUCCUCAACAAGCCGCGGAGGUGGUCGAGUCCGAGGAAUUCGAAGAGGUCGAAGAGGUUGAGGAAGACGAUAUCGACGACAUGUUCGCGGUCGACAAGCCCGAGAAGAAGGUCAAGAAGGUCCGACGCAAGGUAACGAAACCUGCCGCACCUGCGCUCAUCACGACUACACUGGAUUCAGCGUCGGAUCCGGAG
Molecule: messenger RNA, 363 nt
Organism: Schizophyllum commune H4-8
Lineage: Eukaryota; Fungi; Basidiomycota; Agaricomycetes; Agaricales; Schizophyllaceae
Exons: 2
Source: RefSeq, a predicted model, not a curated record